CGUUCGACCAAUAACGACUACAAUAACCACCGACGUCACGUUAUGGUGAUGGCGGCUGGGAGAAGUCUCGUAGAGGAGUUUUGUGUUUUGAUCAUAACAUAAAGAAGAAUUUAAUACGAGCCAUAUGACGGGUGACAGCAUGAAACAAGCAAUGGUUACUACAGAAAAGAGGUGCCAGACGAGCUGCAGACGUAAAUUAAACAGGAACGUUAACGGUAGCUCGGACGAUCGCAGUGACGACGACGAAGAGAAUUUAUCAUCUUAUCAUCAUCCGGGAUGCGCUAAGACGUCGACGGAUGCUAACUUUACGUCGGAAUUAUCAUCUCCUUUAGAGACCGAUCACAUUUACGCGGUCGACGUUAAGAAAGAAGAGAACGAACACUCGGAAAGGCUGAAAGAGAUGAUGUUACUACAAUUAGAUCUAAUACAGCAUCAACAGGAACAAAUACUAAAGAAAGACAAGCAAUUACUUUCGCUUAAACAAGAGAAAGAGUCGUUGAAAGUUCGAUUAGAUCGCAUGGAAAGAAGAUUGUCUCUUCUGAAGCACAAGAAAGAAAGCUCACAGAGUGAUACAGAUGAUGCAGUUUCUACCAACUCAUAUUCACUGAAUGUCGUCAAUUCCACGUCAGAUGAAAUAAAUAGCCCAUCCGAGAAAUCUUUCUGUUCGCCAGCCAUCGUGUCUAGGUCAUACAGAAGACACGGAAGAGGCGGCUUUAGAGGAGUCAGACGACGCUACUUUAAUCGAACACACUCUAUGUCAAUCAAAAAGUUCAUUCCUUCGACGACGACAGCUUCGGCAUCCAAUACCUCUACGGAACUACAGUGCAAUCUAGAAAACAGCCCCGACAGCAUCUCGAAAAUAAUCGGAGUGAGACGCAGGAGGGGAGGAGGGAGAAAAAAGGAAAGCAUUCUGAGAACAGAAAAACUUUACUUUAUGUCUCUUGGAAGGACAUCGUCGGUGCAAGACGAACCACCUCAGGACAAGAAUAUAGAAGUUCCUUCGUGGCGUUAUCAUCCUAUCACUAGUUGUUACCAAAUGGAAGGAACUGAAGAUAUAGACGAUGAUGUGUUCUAUAAAAGACACGUGAAAUUAGAAAAUGACGAAAGACGGAGAAAAAGAUGGGACAUACAGAGAAUAAGAGAGCAGCGCAUCCACGAGAAGUUACGACAGAAGAGACAGGCCGUCGACAAAGAAAGUAACGAAAACAGAAGACAUUCCAGAAAAUACAAGAUAAAUUCAUUUUUUCCAGACCCUAAAGAAGUUCAAGCUAUCGAAGUGUCCGACUUGGUUCCAGUUCUAGCAUUCGGUCAGACCAUACCGAUUUUUCAGUCGAGCGAGUUUUCUCUGCCUUGGUUCGACCCGAGAGAAAGUCAGGAAGUGACAACGGUUUCAAAGAAAAAUAAUACUCCGGACACGACAAUUACCAAACGAACUGCCACUUAAAGAUCGGCUCUUCAAAAUGCGAAGAUUAAUACGUGACUGUAAAACCAGAAGCACACCAUGAAGAUUUGUCGUUGUAUAUAUAUUAUAUAUGUAUAUUGAUAUUCCCGCUAUCCGCUUUGUGUAAAAUGAGAAAAAAUCUCUGUUGAGGUAUUUCAUCAGCCGUGGAUGCCAUCCGUUGUCGUCUCUCGUCACCCAGGACAAACCCGCUUCCGAUACUCACUUUUUCGAAGAGUACGAUCAUAUAAUUUCCAAACCGUUCGAAGAAGUCUAAACAGAACAUGGGAAGUCACUAGUCAUCCGCACACACGGUAUCGCUUGCAUAAUAAUUUCACCUCUGCAUUCGGUAAUUAUACCGAUUUACAUUCUUCAUUUACAUUUUAAAAAUUCCCACGGAUUGUGGAAAGUGGUGCAUCGUGCGUUGUCGCCUACGGGAGCAAUUCCAAGAAUGGUGGAACGUAAAUCUGCAUGUCUUUUGGAACCUCAAAGCAAAAAUGGAGAUUAUCCUCUUUCGUAUGUCAUACAUUGCCCACGGUUUCUUUACCGUUAGUCUCGUCCAGAAUACACAAACCUCCCAAACGGGUUUCGUUCGUGUGGGACUAAACGGGACCUCGGCCGUGCCGUUUCAGAUCUACGCAACCGAACUCUCGCGUGAUCAAACACCUCUCGCACUUUCUCGCAUUAUAAACUAGCUACUUAUCGUGUAUUUGUGUUUCAUUUUAUCGGUUGGUAAACUAGGUGGAUAUUACGUGUGAAUCAAUAUAUCAGUGAAAUGUUUCCAACGAAUGUUUUUUGUUAAAGUUGUGGAAAUCGAUUUUUUGUUGUUAAAAAAAAGGGAAAUCUGUAUAUUAAUGAUAGUUUUUAAAGACAAUUUCAGAUAAAAAAAAAAUCUUCCAGAGUAUGCAGUAUGUAUAUAUUAUAUAAAUGUAUAAAAAUAACUGGUUCUCUAUAAAAGCAAUUUUAAAUGUAAUUUUAACUAUAUUACAAGUUAGCAAUUUUAAAAAAUGCGAUUCGGAUAUUGGGAUUUUGCCCUCUGGAGCGAAAUUUCAAAGUUCUGAAUCGUCACUUAGACAAUGUUGUUAGAAAUAAACGUGGUUCUAGAUUUGUUUUCUAGAAUCUAA
Centruroides sculpturatus (bark scorpion) is the source of this 2562-nucleotide messenger RNA. RefSeq names its product male-specific lethal 1-like 1. Gene Ontology annotation, cellular component: MSL complex. The transcript is spliced from 8 exons. The record is from RefSeq and is a predicted model, not a curated record. The coding region runs from base 125 to 1444 and encodes 439 amino acids. Lineage: Eukaryota; Metazoa; Arthropoda; Arachnida; Scorpiones; Buthidae.